Carlito syrichta (Philippine tarsier) is the source of this 9866-nucleotide messenger RNA. It is a transcript of the gene ABCA13, whose product is annotated as ATP binding cassette subfamily A member 13. The record is from RefSeq and is a predicted model, not a curated record. Lineage: Eukaryota; Metazoa; Chordata; Mammalia; Primates; Tarsiidae. The annotation marks the transcript as partial. The transcript has 26 exons.
GAGAGCAGGAGCGCCAGGCAUGGGGCACGCGGGGCGUCAGUUCCAAGCCCUGCUCUGGAAGAAUUGGCUCUGCAGACUCAGGCAUCCGGUCCUUUCCCUUGCUGAAUUCUUCUGGCCAUGUCUCCUGUUCUUGAUUCUGACAGUACUUCGUUUUCAAGAACCUCCCAGACACAGAGACAGUUGUUACUUGCAGCCUCGGGAUCUGCCCAGCCGGGGCGUUCUCCCCUUCGUCCAAGGCCUUCUUUGCAACACUGGGUCAAGGUGCAGGAAUUUCAGCUAUGCAGAUUCGAUGGAGCAUCGUUUUCGUUUGUCUAGGCUCCAAACUGCAGCUGACCACAGAAAAAUCAACAACCUGAUCUUUUUCCAAGAGAUACAGGACCUGGCCGAGGAAAUUUAUGGAAUGAUGGACAAGGCAAAAAACUUACAAAAACUUUGGGUACAACGAUCCAAGCCUCCAGAUUCUUCUUAUGGUUCCAGUUUUUUAACAAUGAAUCUCAAUAAGACUGAAGAUGUCAUAUUAAAAUUGGAAAGCCUCCAUCAGCAGCCUCAUUUCUGGGAUUUUCUACUUUCGCUGCCUAGACUGCACACAAACAUUGUUCAUGUGGAAGACGGCAUGCGUGCUAUAGUUCACUUUCUCCAGGCGGUUUUGAAUUCCUUAACAUCCCUGGAAGAUUUAGAUUGGCUGCCACUCAACCCAAUUUUCUCCCAGGUUUCUGAAGUUGUACUGAAUGUGACAAUCUCCAUGUUAAAAUUCCUGCCACGUCAUGGAGUAGCAGACACUGCGUUUGCAUACCACCUGUCCCUGCAGAAUGUGGUACGGAAUCCACAGAAAGUCCAGUCUGAUCUGAAAUACCGAUUUGGUUUGGAUGAUCUUCACAUGGAGCAAAUCCUGAAUUAUUCAGCAGAACUAAAGGGGAUUCCCACAGAUAGCUCAUUGGAUGGGAUGGUGUGUUCAGUCUUGUCCAACACAUCAGAGGACAAAGCUGAGAAUGAGGGACACCAUGGAGACUGUCACCCCAAGUGGUCAGAAGUGAAAAAUUAUCUUGUCCAUGAGAUCAGCUGGCUGCAGGUCUACCAACAGAUGUUUAAUCAGUGGGCAGAGAAGGUCCUGCUUCACCAGAUACUCACGGGCAUGGGCCACAGCCUGGAGUCUCUCAGAGAUGCGUUUGCAGAAGAGAGCACGCCGUGGAAGGUGGUGGAAGCUUUGCAUACUGGGCUUCUCUUCUUGAAUGACAGCUUGGCAGCAGAUGGCCCAAGAGACAAUCACAUAUUUCCAAAGAUAUUACGACAUCUGCGGAAAUUGCAAAGCGUGCUGCACAAUCUGCCCCAGUGGCCGGCUAUGAAGAGAUUGCUUCAACUUGAUGGUGCUCUCAGGAAUUCAAUAGCUCAGAAUUUACAUUUUGUCCAAGAAAUCCUUUUUCACAUGGAGACAUCAGCUAAUGGUUCCAAAUGGGUUGGACUUGACCAAUUGAAACUGGAAAAGGACAUGUUUUUCUGGGAGUUAAUGCAGAUGUUGAAGAAGAAUGCUACUACUUUCUGCCUGAGGGACCACUUGUCUGAGAAGGUGGGCAUCCUACCCCCUAGAAACUCUGGCAUCUGGGAUGACCUCAGGGAACUGUUAUGCCAUCCUAACUCCUCCACCGAGACCAGUGUUUUAAACAAGCUUCUCAAUUCAGUAGAGGCUGCUGAACAUAUUUUGCAAGAGGUCAUUACUGGGCACACAGAUAUGCCAGUUUUAAUACCUGAAGAAGUUUUGGACUGGCGGGAAGUGGGGACACAGCUGUCAGAAGCCAGCUUUUCCUGUACUCGGCUCUUCCAGCGGCUGGGAGCUAAUGCCUCAUCCGGGAGUGGUAUCUUUUCUGGUGACUGUAAACACCAACUUGCCUCUGCAGUGAUAUUUCAUACACUUGAAAAAGCACAGUUUUUCCUGGAACAAACAUAUUACUGGAACGCCUUCACAGGGUUUAUCAGGAAGACUUGUGAAGUGGCUCGAUACGUAAAUAUGCAUGAGCGUUUCCACAGCAGUCGAUCUGCUUUCCCUGAGGAAUCUUGUUAUGAAGAAAACAUGGAUUGGAAAAUCAUCAGUGAUAAUUAUUUUGCAUUUUUGAAUCACUUACUGAAGUCUCCGGUAACUUCCAUAUCCAGGGCCUUACAUUUCACAAAGCACCUUCUAAUGAUGGAAAAGACAUUGCAUACCCUUGAGGAUGAACAAAUGAACUUUUUUUCAUCAUUUGUGGAAUUUUGGGGGAAAUUAUCAUCUGAUCCUUUUGACUCAUCCAGUGUUCCUAAAUUUCAUAACCUUCCAUCCCUCAUCGAGAAUAUUCUGAAUAUAAGUAUUUUGUGGGUAAAUAAUUUACAAAGCUUGGAGAGAGAUCCAUCUGUUGUUGGUGCUCAGAAACUUUUGGAAUUUGGCAGAGAUGUGACUGGAAAAGUGCAAACUCUUGAAAGUCGCUGGGUAAUGAAUAAAUCAAAUAUUUUGAGAUUAAUGGAAUCAAUGCUUUUUGAAAUUAAUCCCAAACUACUAGAAUUAUGGCUUUCUGACAUUUCAGAAGGAGAAAGAGCUAAAUUGAAAAACCUGUCUACGCUUUUUCAUUUUUCUGUUCCAGAAAACAAGAUUCUUACUGAAAGUUUUAACUUUUCCCAGUUGUUCCAUUCAGAUUGGCCUAAAUCACCAACUGUGAACGCAGAUUUUAUACAUUUAAGUGAAACUAUAAUAAGUAGUCUUUAUGAGUUUAGACUUCUGAAGCAGGAACAAGUCUCAGAAGCUUUGGACACAGUCUAUGCUAUAAGCAACGUAUCUGAUCUUUUUUCAUCCCUUUCUGAACCUCAAAAACAAGAAGUUGAUAAAAUUUUGACUCAUAUAUACCUAAAUGUCUUCAAGGACAAGGAUUCAACUUUACUUCUGCAAAUGUAUUCUUCAUUUUACCAAUAUAUUUAUGAAUUCGUGAACAUUCAAAGUAGACGGUCUUUACUAACUUUCCUUACACAAAUCUCAAAACACAUUUUGGAUAUUAUAAAGCAAUUUAAUUUCCAAAACACCCGUAAAGCAUUUGCAUUUUUAUCUGAGACAGCAGAGGUUCUUGGGGGAAUUUCUAACAUGUCUUAUUGUCAGCAAUUGCUUUCAGUCUUUAACUUUUUGGAGCAUCAAGCCCUAUACCUGACCUCUACAGAGGGCCAAGAACUGGAAGUGAUUCAUGAAACUUUGACAGGCCUCAAACAGCUGCUUACAGUAGAUGAAGAUUUUCGCAUUUCUUUAUUUCAAUAUAUGAGUCAACUCUUCAAUGUCUCAGUCGAAGCGCUGUUGGAUAAGGAAUGCUCUGUUUUGGAUAAUAAACACAUUUCUUCUGUGAAUUAUUCAACAGAUGAGGGAAUUACAUUUAUUCUUCCAUGGGCACGAAUUUUUUCAAAUCUCUCAGCAAAUGUCAGUAUAUCCAAAGAAUUUAUGGCCAUUCAUUGUACCAUUUCAUGGCUUCAAAUGUGGACUGAAAUCUGUGGAAGCAUAUCUCAAAUAUUUCAGUUUGAUAGGAAUAUUUUCACUUCUCUUCAUGUUGGUCUCAGUCAGCUUUUGACUGAGUUGGAAAACGAUGUGAAAACUUCUAAAAGCUGCCAGGGAAUUUUUCCCACCCAUCAUGUUGCUAGACUCAUAUUAAAUUUGUUUGAAAAUGUAACUCAAGCCAGUGACUUUCAUGAUUGGGAUGACUUCCUGGAUCUCAGGGACCUUUUAGUAGCAUUAGGAAAUGUAUUCAUUACAGCGAAAUCACUUAACCUGAAGCAAGUGGAAAAAUCCCUUUUCACCAUGGAAAACACUCUGCAUCAGCUGAAGACAUUUUCACUAAACACAAAUACAAGCAGAAAGUUUUUAAAUUAUCUGCUUGAAGUUAUCAUUGAGUCCAGCAAUACCUCAGAGUAUAUGGGUAGAAAUGUAGAUUUAAUAAAUCACUUUCUUUUGAAUAAUCUUACAAAUUAUGGAUCAAAAUUUGAAAGCAUCAUCUCUGAGCUAAGAGAAACAGUAUUAUUUCUUAGAAAUAUGUCACAUAAUCAAAAUUUGUUGUCCUGUGUUGAUAUUUUUCACAACUUUACUGAGCUUAUUUUAGAAGAUGGCUUAUAUGUAAACACCUCACAGAGUACACUACGUAUUUUGGCCAUGUUAAAUUCCACAUUUUCCUCUGAGAACACAGGUAGCAUAUUGAAAGAAUGCAUUGCAUGCGUAGAUGUCAUAAACCAUCUGUAUGUGAUGUAUAACUCAAGUCUUUCACAAAGUCAUCUUCAGAGUAUUUGGGGAAGUUUCAGAGAUGUAGAAAACAAAAUGAACUCUAUAUUGAAAAUUGUAAUUUGGGUAUUAAAUAUAAAGGAACCUUUUUGUUCACUGAAUGAGUCAAAUACAAAUUGUGUAAAUGUUUACUUGAAAGAUGUAACUGACUUUCUAAAUAUUGUACUUACUACAAUCUUUGAAAAAGAAAAGGUACCAAAAUUUGAGAUUUUAUUAGCCCUUUUAAAUGAUUCCACAAAGCAAGUAAGAAUGAUUAUCAACAACUUAACAAGUGGCUUUGAUUUUGCAUCUCAACUUAACUGGAAACAUUUUACUGAAUUAAUUCUAAGACCCAUAGAAACGUCAGAUGAAAUUCCUGACCAGUUUCAAAAUAUUUGGCUGUAUUUAAUAGCACUGGGAAAAGAAUUUCAGAAACUUGUAAAAGAUAUUUCCCCUAACGUCUUAAAAAACAAUUCCUCUUCUAAAACUGAAAAGUCUUUUAGUAUAUUUACCACUAGCCCAAAGGAAAAGGAUGUAAACAGUUUAGGCAGGUCAAUUUAUUAUUUAGCACGUUACCUUACCCUCAAUUUACCUCAUGAUCUCCAAAACUCACCAGAAAUAAUUCUGCGUGAAACAAUGAAAGCUGGGAGUCUUGGUAUUCAACUGCUUAGAGAUGUGUUCAACUCCUUAAUGCCUCAAGUUUAUCACAACAUUUCACAAGAUGCAGGUCAUACUCAAGUUUUGAAGAAGGUCAUUUCUCUCAUGCAUACUUUCAAGAAGGCUGAUGUAGACCUUUUAGUACAUCAGGUUGAACAGCUUAGUGCAAGCCUAAUAGAUUUCUUUAAUAAUAUCAGUAGAGUAGACACUGGCAACUUAGGGGUCAACUUGUUUGUUGGCUUGAUGGAGAAAUUUGUAGACAGCUCACGUUCUUGGAAUGUCAAUCACCUGCUGCGGCUCUCGCAGCUGUUUCCUAAAGAGGAUAUGGACACUGUGGUGGAUUUGUACUAUGUGCUUCCUCAUGCUGUAAGGCUCAUGCAGAGAGUGCUUGAAACAAACAUCACUGAAGGCCUCAGGGAUGUCUACGACUUCACACUCUUUCAUGGCAUAAGGAUUUCAAAGGUCACCAAGGAAGACUUUGCUGUCAUGAUAAAAACUCUUUUGGAUAUCAUCGCAUUAUUAUCAGACAAACCAGGUGUUGUUUCAGAGGCUUUAACUUGCCUUCCUGUGAUUUGGUGCUGGAAUCAUACAACUUCUGGAUUUCAGGAGAAUCCAGCAUUAGGGGUCUGUAGUGUCCGUGGGCUCAUGUCGUCUUCCUUUUAUAGCAAAGUGGCCAUUAUACUUAACCACCUCCACCUGACUCCCCCAGGUGACACUUCACAAUGUUCCAAUGAAAGCUCCCAAAUGAAAAUAACUAGGAAAGUUGUCUGUGUAAUUCACGAAUUAGUGGACUGGACUACGAUUCUUCUAGAGCUGUCUGAAGUCUUUCACAUGAAAACUGCACUUGUGAAAACUGUGCGAGAAUUUUGGCACAAGAUAUUACCAUUUGUUCUACCUUCUGGAAAUCAAAGUAAUGACAACGUCACUGAACUUUGUCCUAGUGGUCCCAUUAAGCAAGUUGCCUUGAAAAUCAUAGAAGAACUAAAAAAAUUCAAUGUCAAUUUUACAAACGUUAUAUCAGGUGAAAAUGUUCUUGACAAACUAGCUAGCUUAAACAACAUCUUUAACAUUGAUGAAGGUACAGAGACAUCUAUUCAAAAUACUAUUUUCUUAAAUUUGGAAAGAAUAAUAAAACUGAUUUCUGGAAAUUGGAGCCUAGAAAAUAGUACUCAUCAUCUAUUUUCUUCACUCAUGAUGAUUCUUAAUGCAAAUCUCACAGAGAGUAGUGUAGAGGGAAAAAGCGAAGCAACUUACAACUUUGAAAAACUGUGGCUUGAGUUUGAACAAACCUCCAAAGACCCAACCCAUGACAUUAGAAGUGGGCACCUAUUCUCUAAGAUGAACAAAGAAAUCCAAAGUGUAAAUUCAGUGACUCUUCAAAACAUAACUUUGGAACUUGCCCAUUUUCUGGAAAUCCUGGAUUCAUCAUCAUUGAAAACAUUAGAAGUUAUCGAAAAUUUUCUAUUCGUCUCCCAAAACUGGCUCCAUGAAAAUGCAAAUGAUGAUUACUCCAAUAUGAUACAAACAUUAUUUGUUCAUAUGGCCAAUGAGACUUCAACUGAUGAUAUAGUUUUGCUGAUUAAAAAUAUUACUACCUUUUUGAGCUCUCUAAAACACAUUUUUAGAGAAGGUGUGUGGGAUGUUGCCUUUCUUACUCAUCUGCUAAAUCAAGAACAGCUAACUAAUUUCUCAGUUGUUCAGUUGCUUUUUGAAAGCAUCCUAAUUAACUCCAUCAAUAACUUAGCUGGCAGUGCUCAAGAAGCAGCUCCAAAUUUAAGUGAUCCUGACCUUCAAAUAAUGAAUUUCAUUAGCCUCACCUUGAACCAUAUGCAGUCAGAAACUGGUGGGAAAACAACGCUCCCUCUAAGAAGUGUAGUGGAUUUCACAGAACAGCUUUUGAAAACAUUCUUCUCCCUUUUAUCAAAGGAAAAAUCUGAGAACAAAAUAUCUCUUCUACUAAAAAACUUCCACAAAGAUCUUAUUACAGAGAUGAGUUUUGUGCCAAAAGAUAAAAUUCUAAAAAUUCUAAAACUGGAUCAAUUUCUUACCUCGAUGAAAGAAGACAGAUUGAUGAACAUUUUCUCAAGUUUAAAGGACACUACAUACCGUAUAUAUCAUCUAAUCAAAAGCUCAUUUAUAUUAAACAAUGGAGAAUUUUAUUUUGAUAGUCAUCAAGCACUGGAGUUCAUAAAAGAUUUAUUUAAUGUCCUCAGGGAAACCUCAAUGGAAAAUAAGACUGAAAACAAUUUGGACUUUUUCAUAGCAGUGAGUCAGUUGCUAUUCCACGUGAACAGUUCUGAGUACUUCUUCAAGCUCAAUCAGGAUCUUGGGUCAGCUCUUCGCCUUGUGAGAGAAUGUUCAACAGAGAUAACAAGUCUUAUGGAUACUCUUUUAAACUCUCCUUAUAAGGACUUCUAUACCUCAUAUCCUACCCUCCAAGAAGUUAUACUUGCUAAUCUAACUGACUUGCUUUCCUUUAUAAAUAAUUCAUCCCUUCUAAGAAACAGAACAACAUUAGAAAUUACUAAGAGAUUACUUGGUGUUAUUUCAAGAGCUGGCGAAGAAAGUUGUGUCCCAGAACCUCUUUUAGAAGUUUCUAGGACUCUGGACAUGUUUUUGAAUGACAGUACAGACCUGGGAGAUCUCGCCACAUCUGUGGACUCCACUGUGAAACUUCUUAAGCUGGCCAAGAAGGUUUCAGAGAAGAUCGCCACAAUUUUUGAAACUCACUUCAUCUCCAAUACCAAGGACACUAUGAAAUUUUUUGACACCCUCUAUUCCAUCAUGCAACAAAGUGUUCAACAUCUUGUGAAAGAAAUAGCUACUUUGAAAAAAGUAGAUUCUUUCCCAUUAGAAAAGAUAAAUGACUUGCUGAUGCCAUUUCUUGACUUGGCCUUUGGAAUGAUUGGGGUCAAACCUUAUAUAUCACAGGAGUCUGAUAUUUUCACUAUGUCACCUAGCAUACUCUCAUAUGUGAACCAAUCUGAAGAAUUUUCUGAUACUUUGGAAGAAAUUGCAGAAUUUUUAACAUCUGUGAAAAUUAACUUGGGAGAUGUGGAGAAUCUUGUGGUAGUAGUUAGUAAUGAGACUCAAAUAUUUUCUACGGAUUCUGUCAGUUUAUGGGAAGAAAUUCUGGAUUGCUUAGUUCCUAUAAAUAACAUCACCAACCAAAUGGACUUCUUAUAUCCUAACCCAAUUUCUACUCAUAGUUGCCCUCAAGAUACAAAAUGGGAAAUAAUUCAUAAAGUGAUCCUGCUUUUGGAUAAAAUUUCAUUACAAAACGGCACAGAAAUAGGGUCUUACUUGAAUAGAGUGAUUGAUCUCACCUUAGAAGGUCUUUGGAAUAACUUACAGAAGGAUAAUUGGAAUAUUUUUAAUCUGUUGCUGACAUUUACUCAGCAUCCAAAUAACCUUUUGAAAACCAUAGAAACAGUUUUAGAGGACUCCAGUGGAAUUAAAAGUGACUCGAGAGGUGAUUUGAGUAAAAGUUUAUUUUUUGACACAUCUUUGAUUCUGAAUAAAACUCAUCAUCAGCUUGAAAAAGCAAUCCAGAUUGUUUUAAGUAAAAUAGCUUUCUGGAGGAAAGGUCUCCUUCCACACCACUCUCGGUGGAUAAAUUCCACAAGAACUUUGCUUCAGCCAGUUUUUGAGAUUUUUGUUAAUUCAACCACUGAGAAGAAUGUCAUGUCAGAAAAAGAAAAGAGGAACAAAAAGGAGAUGAUUGAUUUUUCUUGUAGCUUCAAGCCGUUGUCAUGUUUCAAGAAAUACCUGAGGGGAUUAUUUGUAUUGACUAAAUACUGGCGAAAAACCUCACUAACAGAUCAAAGUGUUUUUGAAGUAUGUCAAGUUUUCCGGCAGCCUGUGAAGCUCUCGGGAACCACUGAGUUGCUGCAGAAAGUGAAGAUGGUGGUUUUGCAUAUGCUUGUCAUCUUUGCAGAAAAUCCCUCCUUGACCAAGGAAAUUUUGUGUGCCACUCUGACUUGCAAGCAAGGUGGGAUGAGGCAUCUCAUGUUAUCUGCUAUCCAAGGGGUCACUCUGGCACUUGACCACUACCAGGAAAUUGAAAACAUAUGGUCCUCGCCCAAUCAACUACAUUGUGAAGGCCUUAGCAGGAAUCAUUCUAGCAUCUUGGAAAUCUUCACGAGCAGCUUGGAAAAUGUCACUGACCAGGACUGCACAUGCCAGCCUGUGCUGGAAACCGUGCAGCACCACAUACACAUGUUGGCCAAAAGCCUGGAGGAAACUUGGUCCUCAGGGAAUACCAUGAUGACUUUUCUUAGUAAUUUCACAGUAACUGAGGAUGUGAAAGUAAAAGAUUUGAUGAAGAACAACACCAAGUUGAUUGAGGAGCUUCGAUCUUCCAUCCACCUCUCAGAUGAAACUAUUCAUAGUAUUUUAGAAGCAAACGUUUCCCACUCUAAGGUUCUCUCUAGUGUCCUCACCAUGGCUCUGUCUGGAAAGUGUGAUGAGGAAAUCCUUCAUCUCCUGCUGACAUUUCCUGAGGAUGAAAAAUCGUGGUUUGCCACUAAGGAACUCUGUGGCCUGCCGGGGUCACAAGUGUAUCCGCUGAUUGUGUUGAUGAUUCGAAACCUGAACCUGCGAUCUUUCAUCUACAAGACUCUGAUACCUUCUGAAGGAAAUGGCUUGCUCAGCUCCCUGUUAGAUGUAGUUUCCAGUCUCAGCUCCUUGCUUGCCAAAGCCCAGCAUGUCUUUGAAUACCUCCCUGAAUUUCUUCACACAUUUGAAAUCUCUGCCUUGCUAGAUAUGCCAGACUUUCAACAGGUUUUACAAAAUGCCCAGGCCCGAAGUUCAGCCUUUGGUUCUUUCCAAUCUGUGAUGAAGAUGGUUUGCAAGGACCAAGCAUCGUUCCUGAGUGAUUCUAACACAUUCAUUAAUUUGCCCAGAGUUAAUGAACUCCUGGAAGAUGACAAAGAAAAAUUCAACAUUCCUGAAGAUUCAA